AUGAGGAGAGGGUUACCACCACACAGCUCAACAACACUAGCCAAAAGGAAGGGGAGGAUCCUGUGGACUUUGUGCGAAGAUUCUGGGACUUGGCUCUCGACUGCUAUGACGAAAAAGAUGAGGAGGCACUUGUUGAGAUUUGCAUCAGCAACAUCAUGGCAGAUUACAAAGUUUACUUGGAGAAUAUUGGCAUCAGUCAAUUUUCUCGGCUGCUGGAAGCAGUACGGAAGACAAGCAUGUCUGUCAAACCACCCGGGCAAAGAAGUUAGAGGAGCGAGAAGAAGGAAGCACAUCAAACACUGGCCGUAG
Molecule: messenger RNA, 309 nt
Organism: Prunus armeniaca (apricot)
Lineage: Eukaryota; Viridiplantae; Streptophyta; Magnoliopsida; Rosales; Rosaceae
Source: the annotation of a GenBank genome assembly